CUCGCCUCAAAACCAAAAACAAAAAUGUUAUGGAUAAACUAGACGUUUGUUUUCUUGUACAUAUACCGGGACUUAACUACGUCAUUGUCGGUAUGACCAAGUGUGUAUACAAUGCGUUUAUAAGUUUCGCAAAAGUGAUAAUAUACGGACAGUCACGCGGCAAUACAUGGUGUUUUCGCAAUAGAGGCAUUACGUCAAUGGGACGGUUUAUCGUAAAUGAUUAAUUAUUUCGGUGCAUAUCCUGUUUUUGAAGAGGAAAGCUCUGUUCUAUGAAUUUUUUUACUAGGAUGGGUUUCGAAGAAGAAUGUCGACCGUUGUAUAUAUGUUUAUGUAUGUUUCAUUACGAUGAGCAUCUAGGAACAAUACUGCAUUCAGAGCUGAACACGAAGAAUAUAGGUUAUACGUUAUGAAAGUGAUGAACACAAAGAUGUCUCUUCAAUUGCUGGUUGCACUGGGGCUUAUCAGCGGCAGUUUUGCUUGUUCCUGUCUUGACAUGACCGUGAAUGAAAGAUUCUGUACAGGAAACUUCGCUGCAAUCAUCUACGUAGAAGGGGGUCAGGAAGUGGUCGACUUUGAAAGGAUCUCAAAUAGUUUCAUCGCGAUAUUGACAAGAAACGACAGGAUUUAUGACAUUCGCAUACUCGAGACAUUGAGAGGAAACAUACAACAAGCUGACAAGAAUCAUUUGAAAGUGGGCACACACAGUUGCGGGGUUACCUUUCAAGUAAACAAGUACUACGUUAUAACAGGUCACGCAUCCGACGGCCAGCCAUUGACGACAAACAUGUGCCAAUUCAUAAGGAUGUUUGACAGCCACCCAGCCGGAAGUUUUCAAGUCCCUACCUGCCCUGCACCUCCUCGACCUGUGUUCAAAUUACCCGAUCUGAUCAUUUCGACUGAAAAUUAAAAGAAUACAAUUACCGCUGUAUUAAAUAACUGAAUGUUUUAACUAUUUCCACAAUCGAAGAACGAAAUAAAUAUCAUUUUAAUAUUUAUAUACAGUUUACCAUGUGAAUACUAAAAAAAAGCAUCCAUGUUCGAUAAA
This is a messenger RNA of Dreissena polymorpha, 1045 nucleotides long. RefSeq lists its product as uncharacterized. The record is from RefSeq and is a predicted model, not a curated record. The transcript has 5 exons. NCBI's taxonomy places the organism in Eukaryota, Metazoa, Mollusca, Bivalvia, Myida, Dreissenidae. The coding region runs from base 407 to 907 and encodes 166 amino acids. Gene Ontology annotation, molecular function: metalloendopeptidase inhibitor activity.